Messenger RNA from Enterobius vermicularis (human pinworm), 1518 nucleotides. The record is from the annotation of a GenBank genome assembly. NCBI's taxonomy places the organism in Eukaryota, Metazoa, Nematoda, Chromadorea, Rhabditida, Oxyuridae.
CUGCAUUGUCAUCGCCAUGUUGUAUUUGUUACAAUCUUCUUCAUCAGCUUAGGUGCAUCAUCUGAUGUAUCCAUCGAUGUCGGUUCUGGAGCUGCCUCGCAAUUGUUACGUGAAGCACUGCAUCAGGUGCUACGAACGCCUCGUGCGGCGCAAGUUUCUCUUCGAACACGACCUGAACCGUUACUCCCAUCAUUAGCGAAAAUUGAUGCAGAAAACAGAAUUUAUUUUGAGAAUGUGACAUUUCAGUUUGAAUCAAAAUUGAUACGUUUGAAUGCCUAUAAUGUACGCAUUCAAUCGGUCUCAACGAUCACGCCAAAUUUAUGGCCAAUGAGUUUUAGCAACGAGAUUAUUCACCUUGAUUUCUAUGUAAGUUUUUCAAAAACUACUGAAUUUUUACGGAUUUUCUGGAUGGACAAUUUGGAAAUAGAAACUCGUGUUGAGGGCAAUUUCUUCAACACUCAUUUCUGUAACUUUGAGGCUGCACGAGUUCAUGCUCACUCUAGCCACUACUGGCUGGUCGACUCUUUACUCACCCUUGCUUCUAAACCUCUGGAAAACAAUUUGGAGUAUUUAGUUUGUCCAAUGUUGAAUGACUACGCAUCUAGCGUAGAGAGUGCUACUAUAAGAAGUUUAUCUUUAUCAGAGAUAUUUCCUCCUGCAUAUCAAAGUUACUUGAACAAUUCUAACGCUUUACUGUACUACCGAAUUCGGUUGGUGGAUAUACAACCGCGACAUGCGCACAUUACUGCUCAGUUGGAAUGGGAUUUGGAGAACAUGGAAGAAACUGGUUUCAUAUCAAACUCUUCACAGCUCAACAUCCACUGGGAUAGUGACGAACGCGUAGCAUUUAUGAUCGAUGACAGUGCUGUUAAUGAACUGUUAGAUCAGAUAACCUGGGACUUUCAAUGGAUGAAUGAGCAAAUUGGUGUAAUGAGUCCAGUGCUGCCACAAUCUUCACGUGAUUUUCUUUCAACACUCUGUACUUCUUGUUAUUUCUUACUUAACGUUUGGGCUCAGGGGCCACCAGUGAUACAUGCAACAAACGGCUCGAUAACGCUAGAAAAGCGAGAUCGAAUAAACCUUCGUGUGGUUAACCCGGAAAAAAAUGCAACUUCAGUUUUUGUCUCGAUGACACUGUUCAUCAAUGCUGAAUUGCGACCUAUAAUUGACUCUGGUACGAUUCGGACAAUGGUGCAGUUGCUAGAUACAAAUGUGGUAAUGGAAGAAGGAGCAUUUCCUCCUUCAUGGACUAGUUUCGUACAAGAUCUUGUCAGAGGUAUGAUCUUGGACGUGAUGUGGCCAGAGAUGAAGAAGCAAAUAGAAGAUUUAACCUACAGUCAUGGUUUUGACUUAGCCGCUUCCUGUGGUGUGGAUCUAAGCACUGCUGAAAUCCUGAUUGGUGAAGGUCAAUUUGGUGCAACACUUUCGUUGGUGCUAUCUAAACUUGAACCGUCUCGAUGUAUCGGUGAUCUUAAAGACGCUCUACCAAAUGCAUCAAAUUUAUUUGCUCAAUCUUAG